UGAUAACGAUGAUAAGGUACCUUGCGUUGAGUGUGGUGUGCUUCGUGGACGGUAGAUGUGAAUUGUGAAAAUUCUGUAUGGAUUUUGAAGGAAAAAUGACAAUAAUUGAAAAUUAAUUACUGAUAUAUUAUUUAUAUUUUGCUUGAAUAUAUCUAUGGUACAUGCUUAACAUCUUUGUUAUGUUUCCUCCACUUGAAAGAUGAUUUACAUGUUCAUAAGUGUUCUAUUUAUAUGUCAUGCACGAUGCAAUGAUUUCUCCGAAAAAGCGUCGUCUGAUUUAUUACACUCGCAAGAUAACAGCUUCGAGGAUGAAUCAAACGCUUGUAAAAAUCUUCAGAGGAACUGUUCAAAUUUAGAUUACAUUUGUAUGAAUUGUUCUAAUUACACCCCUGAUUGCAUUUAUGGAGAUGAUUAUAAUAUCACUUGCAAAGUUCACGACGAUAGUAAAUGCUUGGGAGAACGCACAUUUCAAAAAACUGCAAGAUGCCAGUAUUGUUAUCAAACUGAAAAUUGGGAGCACACGUGUGAACCAAAAAAUCAUUGCAUAUCGGUAGCUUCUCCACCUCAAUAUUACAAAACAAACUGCACCGUACAUGAUGAUGUCAUUUGCCUUGGAAAUAGAACAUUCCUCAAAAAAUUGAGAUGUAAUUGGACCCGAGGACAUAAAUGGUCAACAGCACUAAUAUUGAGUAUUACUUUGGGUGGAUUUGGAGCAGAUAGGUUUUACUUGGGCCAUUGGCAAGAAGGUAUUGGUAAAUUAUUUAGUUUUGGAGGACUUGGUGUGUGGACUCUAGUCGACGUUUUAUUAAUCGCAAUUCGAUAUUUGGGACCCGCAGAUGGUUCAUUCUACGUGUAAAUUAUUUUCGAUACAAAAAAUUCAUAUUAAUUUCUUUGAUUUGUAUAUGUGUAUUAAUAUAAUAUAUUUUUUAAAAAGUCUGUUUAAGCUAAGCUAAUAAAAAAUUCAAGUUUUAA
Messenger RNA from Planococcus citri (citrus mealybug), 972 nucleotides. RefSeq names its product almondex (gene amx). The transcript has 6 exons. The record is from RefSeq and is a predicted model, not a curated record. Lineage: Eukaryota; Metazoa; Arthropoda; Insecta; Hemiptera; Pseudococcidae. The coding region runs from base 200 to 856 and encodes 218 amino acids.